AUGAACAUGACACGACUACGACUAAAGUACACCCCGUGGGUACUGAAAUUUGCCGGUCAGCUGCUGUUUACAAUGUGGCAACAUCAGGAACUGAGAGACAUGUACAAGAAGCACGGCUGGAAGGAGCAGGACUUUGUGACGAAAACGAUCGCCUCGCGGAACGUAAACAGUAGCAACGGUGGCAGCUAUAGUGACAACUCACCAAAUUCACCCAACAACACACUGAACCGUCCGAUGGCAUCCCAGAGUGGUACCAGAUACGAAGAUCGAACCAUGAAGCGGCAGCAAGCGUUGAACAACGGUGGCCAAGCAAUGUCCCUGCCACCGAGCGACGGAGCUGUCAAGAUGGGCAGAUGAAUCUACCAAGAAGCACAAUCCGAUCUAUCAGGGUAGUCAGAAAAGGUAGCUAACCAACACUCUACAGACACACAGAAUGAGAAAGAGAGUGAGAGAGAGAGAGUCUAGUAGGACAGCAGCUAUGUAGUGAAUCUAUUUAGGAACAACCACUCAAUUGCAACACUAAAACAGGUACACCCAGAUGCCACCUGGUGGAGUUCGUUUAGUCUAGGCGACAAUGCAGA
Molecule: messenger RNA, 581 nt
Organism: Ochlerotatus camptorhynchus
Lineage: Eukaryota; Metazoa; Arthropoda; Insecta; Diptera; Culicidae
Product: catenin delta-2-like
Exons: 2
Coding region: 1-357 (118 amino acids)
Biological process (GO): cell-cell junction assembly; cell-cell adhesion
Cellular component (GO): nucleus; adherens junction; plasma membrane
Molecular function (GO): cadherin binding
Source: RefSeq, a predicted model, not a curated record